AUGGCUCGGGGUGACCGGCGGCGCCGCGCAGCGCCGGCGGAGGGGGUGCGGGCGGCCGAGCGGGCAGCGGCCCUGGCCGUCGUGGUCCUGGCGCUGGCCCUCGGCCUGUCCGGGCGCUGGCUGCUGGCGUGGCACCGUGCGCGGCGGGCGAUCACGCUGCACCCCGCGCCGCCCGCGCUGCCCCCCAACUCCUCCAGCCCCACCGUGACCCCGGACCUCUUCUGGGGCACCUAUCGCCCACACGUCUAUUUCGGCAUGAGGACCCGCAGCCCGCAGUCGCUUCUCACAGGACUGAUGUGGACGCAGCAGGGCGGCGCCCCAGGGCCCCCGAAGCUCAGGCACACGUGUGAGCAGGGCGACGGCGUGGGUCCCUACGGCUGGGAGUUUCACGAUGGUGUCUCCUCCGGGCGGCAGCGGAUUCAGGACGGGGCCCUGCGGCUCACCACCGAGUUCGUCAAGAGGCCCGGGGGCCAGCACGGAGGGGACUGGAGCUGGAGAGUGACCGUGGAGCCUCAGGCUUCAGAUACCUCCGCCUCCCCUUUGGUGUCUCUGUUCUUCUAUGUGGUGACAGAUGGCAGAGAAGUCCUGGUGCCGGAAGCUGGGGCCAAGGGGCAGCUGAAAUUCAUCAGUGGGCAUACGAAGGAACUGGGUGACUUCCGCCUCAGUCUGCUCCCACCAACGGGCCCUGGGGACUCCAGCCCCAAGUAUGGCAGCUACAAUGUCUUCUGGUCCCCCAACCCAGGACUGCCACUGCUCACAGACCUGGUCCAGAGUCGCCUCAACAGCUGGUUCCAUCACCGGCCCCCGGGGGCCAGCCCGGAACGCUAUCUUGGCUUGCCAGGCUCCCUGAAGUGGGAGGACAGAGGCCCAAAUGGACAAGGGCAGGGGCGAGGACAGUUCCUGAUCCAGCAGGUCACUGCAAAAGCCCCCUUCUCUGUGGAGUUGGUGUUUGAGUCGGGCAGUGCCCAGGUUGGAAGAAGCCAGGCCCCGGAGCCACUAGCUGGCGACCGGCUGACGCAGGCCCUAGAGAGCCGGGCCGAGGCCUUCAGAGAACGCUUUGAGAAGACCUUCCGGCUACAGAAGAAGGGCCUGAGCCCAGAAGAACAGGCUCUGGGCCAGACUGCCCUCAGCGGCUUACUCGGUGGGAUCGGCUACUUCUACGGACAGGGCUUGGUGCUGCCAGACAUGGGCGCGGAGGGGUCUGAGCAGAAGGCUGACCCUGCUCUGUUCCCAGCUGCCCCCCUCUUCACAGCCGUGCCCUCCCGCUCCUUCUUCCCACGAGGCUUCCUCUGGGAUGAAGGAUUCCACCAACUUCUGGUCCAGCGCUGGGACCCCCAGCUCACUCGAGAGGCCUUAGGCCACUGGCUGGGGCUGCUCAAUGCUGAUGGCUGGAUCGGGCGGGAGCAGGUGUUGGGGGACGAGGCCCGGGCCCGGGUGCCGCCGGAGUUCCUGGUGCAGCGGGCAGCGCAUGCCAACCCCCCAACCCUGCUUCUGCCUGUGGCUCACAUGCUGGGGCGCGGUGACCCCGCCGACCUGGCCUUCCUCCGCCAGGCCUUUCCCCGCCUGUAUGCCUGGUUCUCCUGGCUUCGUCACAGCCAGGCAGGGCCUCUGCCACUGUCCUACCGCUGGCGGGGCCGCGAUCCAGCCUUGCCAACCCUACUGAACCCCAAGACGCUGCCGUCGGGGCUGGACGACUACCCUCGGGCCUCCCACCCCUCGACUGCUGAGCGGCACCUGGAUCUGCGAUGCUGGGUGACCCUGGGGGCCCGGGUGCUGGCCCGGCUGGCGGAGCAGCUGGGGGAGACGGAGGCAGCUGCCGACCUGAGCCCACUGGCCGCGUCGCUGGAGGCCGAGGCAGGUCUAGACCAGCUGCACUGGGCCCCGGAGCUGCGUGUCUUUGCGGACUUUGGGAACCACACGAAAGCCGUGCGGCUGAGACCCCAGCCGCCGCAGGGCCUGGUGCGGGUGGUGGGCCGGCCGGAGCCCCGAGCGCAGUACGUGGACGCGCUGGGCUACGUGAGCCUCUUCCCCUUCCUGCUGCGGCUGCUGAGCCCCAGCUCCUCCCGCCUGGGGCCUCUGCUGGACGCGCUGGCCGACACUCGCCACCUCUGGAGCCCCUUUGGGCUGCGUUCCCUGGCGGCCUCCAGCUCCUUCUAUGGCCAGCGCAACUCUGAGCAUGACCCUCCUUACUGGAGGGGUGCAGUGUGGCUCAAUGUCAACUACCUGGCCCUCGGGGCGCUCCAACAUUACGGGCAGCAGGAGGGCCCCCAGCAGGCCCGGGCCGCCAAGCUUUACCGCGAGCUACGUGCCAACGUGGUGGGCAAUGUGCGGCGGCAGUACCAGGCCACGGGCUUUCUGUGGGAGCAGUACAGUGACCGCGACGGGCGGGGCAUGGGCUGCCGGCCUUUCCAGGGCUGGACCAGCCUGGUCCUGCUGAUCAUGGCUGAAGACUACUGA
Molecule: messenger RNA, 2457 nt
Organism: Elephantulus edwardii (Cape elephant shrew)
Lineage: Eukaryota; Metazoa; Chordata; Mammalia; Macroscelidea; Macroscelididae
Gene: MOGS
Product: mannosyl-oligosaccharide glucosidase
Exons: 5
Coding region: 1-2457 (818 amino acids)
Biological process (GO): oligosaccharide metabolic process; protein N-linked glycosylation
Cellular component (GO): endoplasmic reticulum membrane
Molecular function (GO): Glc3Man9GlcNAc2 oligosaccharide glucosidase activity
Source: RefSeq, a predicted model, not a curated record